AGUUUGCCGCAAGGAUUAUUACGUAGAGGAACCGUGAGAAACAAACGAGUCAGAUCCGGUGAUUGGUCGAGGCAUGGGCUUCCUAUCCGCUUUGCUAUCAUCGUGUUCGAGGACAUGUGGCCAACUCAGCUGUUUUGCCUGGUACGAGUCCACGCACUUGUAACCCGCAGUCGUCGACCAUGGCGCCCGAGACUGCCGCGUCCCCGUCCGAGCGCCUGCCGCGGUUGAAUCUGGACGAGCACCUCGAGCCGAUCGACAGUUCGUCCUCGCUCAUUGACGACGCGACUACCAGCUCGACGACGUCGUCGGACAACAGCAAGGACAGCAGCACCAAGACAACAACCAAGACCAAGACACAACCUCCCUCCAAGGAAGUCGACAAAUCCAACCUCCAGGAUGAAGUCAGCGACGCUAAAGUCUCUAGAUUCCGACAGUUUUGCAACUGGGUGCAACACCUACGCGAUACCUUCGGUACUGGGUUUUUGGUGCUGAUCACAGUAGUGUACGUGGUUCAGGGCUUUUCCAGCUUCACAGCGUUAGCUGUCAACUAUUUCUUCAAGGACAACUUGGGCCUACAGCCGACACAGUCGCAGUUGCUACAGAUGAUCGUCAAAGUUCCAUGGAGAGUGAAACCAAUCUACGGUAUCCUCUCUGACAGUUUGCCUUUAUUCGGCUACCAUCGAAAGUCCUACAUGAUGAUGUGUAGUGUCCUGCAAACGGCAGCCACAUUAGUUAUGGCAGUACCUGACCUCGUCACAACACCAGCUAUAGCAGUACUCAUGCUCAUGCUGCAAAGUUUGUCGGUAGCUGUAAUCGACGUGGUGAUCGACGCUAGAGUUGUGGAGAUCUCGAGACUAGAUCCCGAAAAUGGCGCGAAUGAUCUCCAGUCUUUGUCGUGGAUAGCCACGUCGCUAGGUGGAAUGCUCGGUGCCUUCCUGUCUGGUCCAGCAACGGCUGGUUUAGGUGUGCGUGGAGUCUUCUUUGCUGCUGCAUUGGGACCAAUUACGACACUACUGUUCUCUAUGUUCAUGGAGGAAUCCAAGAGCACGCUAAGCAAGCGAGACUUUGUGUCUUCGGCGACCAAGCAGCUUCGACAGCUCAAGAUUGCUAUUUGUACUCCCGUAGUGUGGAUGUGUGCGCUGUGGGUGUUCAUCUCACACGCUAUCAGUCCUGCAUACACGCAGAUACUUUUCUUCUUCUCAACGGACGUGCUGCAUUUUUCACCCGAGUUUUUGGGAACGGUCUCGGCUAUUGGGUUUAUCUUCCUCAUGGCAGGGACAAUGCUGUACAACACGUUCUUCACGAACGUGUCCUUCCGUAAGAUCUUCCUGGUCGCUCAGCUGUGUCUCGCUCUCGUGUCACUCGUCGACGUCGUGUUGGUGACACGCGCCAACCUGAAAGUUGGCAUCCCAGACAAGGCCUUUGUACUGGGUGACCACGUGGUGGCAGACGUCAUUGGUCGUCUGAAAACCAUGCCGAUCAUGGUGUUGUGUGCUAAAUUAUGCCCCAGAGGCAUCGAGGGUACACUGUUCGCGUUGCUUAUGUCCAUUUCCAAUCUCUCCUACAGUGUGAGCGAAUUCUGGGGGGCCUUUGUCUGUGACUGGAUGGGGAUCACGAAGGACCAAUACGAGAUGCUGUGGCUAGCCAUUGUGAUACGCAGUGCGUUGAAGGUUGUGCCGAUCUUCUUCCUCUUCUUGAUCCCAUCAACAGACCCGCAAGAAAUUAUCGACAAACUGGACUUUAGCUCGCCAGCCCAUACUGACCAAGAGGACGACGACGAACACACCGGUACCAUUCGAGAGGACCACAGAGUCGACACCUGCUCACCCUCUGAACAAGUGGUACUCAAAGGCACAACAUCAUCUGCAUCUGUCGUUUAAAGGUUUAGAACGAAGCAUAAAGUGAAGGGUAGUAACACUUUUGCAAUCCAUAUUUUGUAUCUCAAUACAUAAACUAUGAAAUCCGAAAAAAAACAACAGAA
This is a messenger RNA of Phytophthora nicotianae INRA-310, 1981 nucleotides long. RefSeq lists its product as hypothetical. Gene Ontology annotation, cellular component: membrane. Bases 180 to 1880 code for a protein of 566 amino acids. The record is from RefSeq and is a predicted model, not a curated record. The transcript has a single exon. NCBI's taxonomy places the organism in Eukaryota, Oomycota, Peronosporomycetes, Peronosporales, Peronosporaceae.